Molecule: messenger RNA, 432 nt
Organism: Gongylonema pulchrum
Lineage: Eukaryota; Metazoa; Nematoda; Chromadorea; Rhabditida; Gongylonematidae
Source: the annotation of a GenBank genome assembly
AUGAUUUUUUUUGGAAAAUCGCUUUGUCAAAAUAUCAUCCUUUGCUCGAAAUAUCUGUGGCAAAAAAUUGCAAGUAUUGACGAUGAGCUGGAUGCAGAACUGGAACCCGAAUUCGAUGAAGCUGAUGUUGGGCGCUUAACAACAUUUAACUGCACCUCAAGUGCCGUUAGCGAUUUUUAUUCUUCAAUUCAAUGUACGCCGAUGCCAAAUGCUCUAAAUCCGUGUGAGGACGUUGUCGGCUUCGACUUCUUGCGGUGGGCCAUUUGGUUCGUCUGGAUUUCGGCAAUUGUUGGCAACGUUGGCGUCUGGAUUGUACUCUGUCAUACGCGGCAAAAAGCUAUGCAAGUGCAUUACUUUUUUAUGGCGAAUUUGUCAGCUGCCGACUUGCUAACAGGCGAACCGUCAGUUUGCCUUCCCACAUUGAGUUUUUAG